CCUGAACUGAUAUCAAGAGUCGGAUGCUUAACUGACUGAGCCACCCAGGCGCCCCAAGCAGUUUUUCUUAAUACAUGCUUGUCUUCAUGUUUCAGACUUUAACACCAAAAGGAAAAAGAAAGUGUCAGAGAUACACCAGGCUCUGAACAGUGACCCUACCGAUGUGGCUGCCCUUAGACGUAUGGCUAUCAGUGAAGGAGGGCUCCUGACUGAUGAGAUCAGGCAGAAAGUGUGGCCCAAGCUCCUCAAUGUCAACACCAGUGACCCACCUCCUAUAUCAGGGAAGAACCUACGGCAGGGAAGCAAGGACUACCAGCAAGUGCUGCUGGACGUCAGGCGGUCUUUGCGGCGGUUCCCGCCUGGCAUGCCGGAGAAACAGAGAGAGGGGCUCCAGGAAGAGCUGAUCGACAUCAUCCUCCUCAUCUUGGAGCGCAACCCUCAGCUGCACUACUAUCAGGGCUACCACGACAUCGUGGUCACGUUUCUGCUGGUGGUAGGCGAGAAGCUGACGCCGUCGCUGGUAGAAAAAUUGUCUACCCAUCACCUCAGGGAUUUCAUGGAUCCAACGAUGGACAACACCAAGCAUAUAUUAAACUAUCUGAUGCCCAUCAUUGACCAGGUGAAUCCAGAGCUCCAUGACUUCAUGCAGAGUGCCGAGGUGGGAACCAUCUUUGCCCUCAGCUGGCUCAUCACCUGGUUUGGGCAUGUCCUGUCUGACUUCAGGCACGUCGUGCGGUUAUACGACUUCUUCCUGGCCUGCCACCCGCUGAUGCCCAUUUACUUUGCAGCCGUGAUCGUGUUGUAUCGAGAGCAGGAAGUCCUGGAUUGUGACUGUGACAUGGCCUCGGUCCACCACCUGUUGUCCCAGAUCCCUCAGGACCUGCCCUAUGAGACCCUGAUCAGCAGAGCCGGAGACCUGUUUGUUCAGUUUCCCCCAUCUGAACUUGCUCGGGAGGCAUCUGCCCAACAGCAGGCCGAGAAGACGGCCGCCUCUACCUUCAAAGACUUUGAGCUGGCAUCAGCCCAGCAGAGACCUGACGCAGUGCUGCGACAGCGGUUCCGGGGACUGCUGCGACCUGAGGAGCGAACGAAAGACGUCCUGACCAAACCAAGGACCAACCGCUUCGUGAAGCUGGCGGUGAUGGGGCUGACGGUGGCACUUGGAGCGGCCGCCCUGGCUGUGGUGAAAAGUGCCCUGGAGUGGGCCCCCAAGUUCCAGCUGCAGCUGUUCCCCUAAAUGCCGGGGAGGGCGCUGCCGCCUCCAUGACGUUGAGGUCUCACCCUUCCAUGGAAGGAUUGGGAGGGGGUGGAAUUUCCUUUAUUAAAAGGGUUUCUGUCAAGGGUUUUCUAUUCCUGCCAGCCCCCGCCCUGCCUGCCCGUGGUUUGCCUUCACUUCAGAGCCCACUGGCACCUGAGAGCUGCGCUCGGAGGCCGAGCUGGGCCGCGGGCCUCCUCUCCCUCCCCGCCGCCGUCCCCCCGCGCUCCCCGCUGCUGCCUCUCGCGCCAGGGGUUUCUUGAGCUGCCCACGGCCCUGGGAACCCUCCGAGCCUGGUUACCGGGGACCUUCUUAGCUGCCCCGUAGCAAGUAAGCUGGGCCACCACGGGCCCUCCUCGCGGCGCCUCCUGUUCCGUCUGCUGCCACUGGCCCGAGGAGGAAGGAGCUGCUGCCGUGGGAGUUAGACCUUGGAACCGAGGCGAGGGACAGAGGCUGCUAGCCGGGCGCAAGAUCGGCCCCUCUCGAGAGCAGCUCCGUUAGCUGGUCAGAAAUCAGACAGACGUGAACUAGGUUACUAGGUAAAUCCUAUUUUCAGCCUAGAAAUCACUUGGGCGUUUCCAGUCAAACAGGAAGGAAUGUGAGGUUGUAGGGCCCAGAUGUAAACUGGUUUUGCCUGCCUUCUUUCUUUUUCCUCCCUGUUCUCUCCCACAAGCCACAUGAUGUUGCUUUUAAAGGACACUUUUAUUACUCUUUUUAGAAUUACAUAUACCCAACAUGUAAAGUACCCUCACUCUAAAAAUGAUAGUUCCUUCACGGGAAGAACAGUCCUCAUCAGCAAGAUGAGCUUCUAAGACCCUGAAGUUUCCUUUCUCCUCGAUUGUUGAACGUCUCACUUGAGCUAGAGCUGCUGUGUGUUUACAGCCCCACACUUCCAGAGCGCCCACGGGCCCGCUCUCCUGCCUUCCUCUUCUCCUCAGACCACUCUUCUCCUCCCAAGUAGGCACCCACUCACUCCUACCUUGGCUUCGUUGGGGGGAUUCAGUUUAUCUCCUCAGCUGUUGGUCUCUCCCUCCUGGUUGGAAAUGUCACUGGAGACUUGUCAGCAACCAGAAGGGACACACCAGCCUGAAGAGUAUGGGAGAAGCUGAGAACAGCCAGCUCCCGCCCCAAGCUUCUGGAGGACUCUCCAGGCCUUUGGGGACAAGACGGAUCAUUCAGUCCUCCUGGACUUCUUUUCCUGUAAGCAAAACCAAGUUUGUUUGAGAUUAACUCUGGCUUGAAAAAAAAGUGCCUUUUGCUGCUUUAAAGAAUUGAAGUGUAGAGUAUGAAGCAGCCAUGUACUUUCAUUUUCCUGUCUCUCGGGCACUGUUCUCUUGGCAGUUUUCUUAAAGUGAACGUGCCAGAAGUCCUGUCCCUUAGCAUACCGAGACCGCAGAGUGGGGGGCACUUAGUACGCCAGGUGGCCGGCAGGCCCAGGGCAGUGAGGGGUGUCUACGCCGAGUCACGUGAAGUGACACUAAGCACUUUAAAAACAAAAGGUUCAAGUGAUGGGUCAUUCUCUGUAGCAGGAGUCCCACUUGGGGUAAGUGUAAUGGGGAUGGAUUAAUCUAGACAGUGAUGGAGGCAUGAAGACAAAGGAAAUUCUUCCAGGACCCAGUCCCAGGCUUCUCCCCUGGCAAGCUUGUCCCUUACCGCCUUUACAGAUGCACAGCUCCCUGCCGCAGCGCUAGGGCCUGUCUGUAAAUAGUGAAGGAAGUGAUGGGCAAGAGAGACGGAGGGGCACAGGAUCAGGGUCCCAGGGCCACAGGCUUUGGAGCCCAGAAAGCAAGUGGACAGGCUUCUGUUGUAGCCUGAGGAGGGGGUUCAUUUGGUUUGUAGCUUUGCUGACAUCGGGAUUCUCCCUGCCAACGAGAAGAAAGCAUUAUCCUUUUACCUUCAGGUGGUUUACUAUUCUGUAAAGAAUAUAUGUAAAUAUUUUGUACAGAACCCUGUAUAAAAUAAACAGCCAUAUGUGGUUACUAA
Messenger RNA from Leptonychotes weddellii (Weddell seal), 3238 nucleotides. The record is from RefSeq and is a predicted model, not a curated record. NCBI's taxonomy places the organism in Eukaryota, Metazoa, Chordata, Mammalia, Carnivora, Phocidae.